This is a messenger RNA of Planococcus citri (citrus mealybug), 1931 nucleotides long. It is a transcript of the gene AP-2mu, whose product is annotated as adaptor protein complex 2, mu subunit. Bases 236 to 1558 code for a protein of 440 amino acids. Lineage: Eukaryota; Metazoa; Arthropoda; Insecta; Hemiptera; Pseudococcidae. Gene Ontology annotation, molecular function: clathrin-cargo adaptor activity. The record is from RefSeq and is a predicted model, not a curated record. The transcript is spliced from 8 exons. Gene Ontology annotation, biological process: clathrin-dependent endocytosis; intracellular protein transport. Gene Ontology annotation, cellular component: AP-2 adaptor complex; cytoplasmic vesicle.
UUUUUUUGUGACGCCCAGUUUUUUCGGUAUUUGAGGUGUUAUGAGAAGAAUUGAUUCGUAAUUUUCACUUUUCAGCGUUGAUUUAAUUAAUAAAAUUCUUAUUUUCCUUGCUAGUGGAUAAAAGAAAUGAAUGAAUACUCUUAACUGUGUAUCCACGAAUACUUUUUACGCAGGAUGAAAUGAAAGUUCCCAUCACCUCAUCAUUCUUUCUAAUUUCAUGAACUAAUCCUUCAGUAUGAUCGGUGGUCUUUUCAUUUACAACCACAAAGGAGAAGUUCUAAUAUCUCGCGUUUAUCGCGACGAUAUAGGGCGUAAUGCCGUUGAUGCAUUUCGAGUGAAUGUAAUUCACGCCAGACAACAAGUACGGUCGCCAGUUUCUAACAUCGCUAGGACUUCAUUCUUUCAUAUUAAACGUGCCAACAUAUGGGUAGCUGCGGUUACGAAACAGAAUGUCAACGCAGCCAUGGUUUUCGAAUUUCUCAACAAGUUGGUUUCUGUAAUGCAGUCUUAUUUUGGAAAAGUAACCGAAGAGAAUAUCAAGAAUAAUUUUGUUCUGAUCUACGAACUUCUCGAUGAAAUUCUCGAUUUUGGAUAUCCACAAAAUAGCGAUACUGGCGUUUUAAAAACGUUCAUCACUCAACAAGGAGUAAAAUCUCAGAGUAAAGAAGAACAAUCUCAAAUUACGUCUCAAGUUACCGGUCAAAUUGGUUGGCGAAGAGAAGGUAUCAAAUACAGACGGAACGAACUCUUCCUAGAUGUCUUGGAAUACGCUAAUUUGUUAAUGUCGCCCCAAGGGCAAGUAUUAUCAGCUCAUGUUGCCGGACGUGUUGUUAUGAAAUCAUAUCUAAGCGGAAUGCCCGAGUGUAAAUUUGGUAUAAACGAUAAAUUGGUGAUGGACUCUAAAGGAGUCGGUAAAAUUGGUAGUUUAGGCGGAUCGAACGAUGACGCGUCCAAAUCCGGAAAACCCGUAGUAGUCAUAGAUGAUUGCCAAUUUCAUCAGUGUGUGAAAUUAUCAAAAUUUGAAACCGAACAUUCCAUUAGCUUUAUUCCUCCUGAUGGCGAAUUUGAACUCAUGAGGUACCGGACAACUAAAGAUAUUUCACUUCCUUUCCGUAUUAUUCCGUUAGUACGCGAAGUCGGACGUACCCGAAUGGAAGUGAAAGCGGUUUUAAAAUCGAUGUUUAAACCAUCGUUGUUGGGACAAAAAAUUGAAGUUAGAAUACCAACACCUUUAAAUACUGCUGGUGUGCAGUUGCUAUGUCUCAAAGGAAAAGCCAAAUAUAAAGCUUCCGAUAAUGCCAUUGUUUGGAAAAUUAAAAGAAUGGCGGGUAUGAAAGAAACUCAGCUCUCUGCCGAAAUAGAACUUCUGGAAACCGAUUCUAAAAAGAAGUGGACCAGGCCUCCUAUUUCAAUGAACUUUGAAGUACCGUUUGCGCCUUCCGGGUUUAAGGUACGUUAUUUGAAAGUUUUCGAACCAAAACUCAACUACUCAGACCAUGAUGUCAUCAAGUGGGUUAGGUAUAUCGGUAGAAGUGGUCUAUAUGAAACUCGAUGUUAAAUACAAUAAUUUCAUGUUAUCGUUAUGUUCCGCGAAUAAUUAGCGUAUACGAAGAGUACACCUAGUAUUGCCUAUACAGUAUCUUACCUAUGUAAUCAAGUUAUAUAAUGAAUAGGUAUCUUUGUAGCUUGAGAUUGAUUUUCUCUCCUAUGCUUGAAAGAAUAUUUCAAACUAUUGGAAUUCAUUAUUAUUAAUUAUUUAUUUGUUUUAGUCCGUAUUCUUAUAUUAUAACAUGUGUAUUAUACCUACCUACAAUAAGACGAACUUUCAAGUUGAAUAUCAUCAUGUUACAUGCUUACAAUAAUAUUUAUUCUUCAUUAGUAAAAAUACCAAUAAACAUUUUUUAUAAAGGAAUAUAAACUCAUUACCAUUA